AUGGCUGCGGUGCGCAGGAAGUUUGGGGAUGAGUACCAGGCGGUGGGCCCAGCCGGCGGUGGUGCCCGCAGAGAGCGGCAGCGCUUCGUGGACAAGAACGGGCGCUGCAACGUGCAGCAUGGCAACCUGGGCGGCGAGAGCAGCCGUUACCUGUCCGACCUCUUCACCACGCUGGUGGACCUCAAGUGGCGCUGGAACCUGCUCAUCUUCCUGCUGACCUACACGGUUGCCUGGCUGGUCAUGGCUUCGAUGUGGUGGGGCAUCGCCUACCUGCGAGGGGACCUGCACCGGGCGCACGAUGACACCUACAGUCCGUGCGUGGCUAACGUGUACAACUUUCCCUCUGCCUUCCUCUUCUUCAUAGAGACCGAAGCCACCAUCGGCUAUGGGCACCGCUACAUUACCGAGCGCUGCCCUGAGGGCAUCGUGCUCUUCCUCUUCCAGUCGCUGCUGGGUUCCAUCGUCGACGCGUUCCUCAUCGGCUGCAUGUUCAUCAAGAUGUCCCAGCCCAAGAAGCGAGCCGAGACCCUCAUGUUCAGCCGGGCCGCAGUCGUCUCGCAGCGGGAUGGCAAGCUCUGCCUCAUGUUCCGCGUCGGCAACCUCCGCAACAGCCACAUGGUUUCUGCCCAGAUCCGCUGCAAGCUGAUCAAGUCCCGACAGACACCAGAGGGGGAAUUUCUGCCACUAGACCAGUGUGAACUGGAUGUCGGAUUUGGAACUGGAGCUGACCAGCUGUUUUUAGUUUCCCCAUUAACCAUCUGUCAUGAAAUUAACUCAAAGAGCCCCUUUUUCUGUCUCUCACAAAGAUCACUAAGAAGCGAGCAAUUUGAAAUAGUUGUCAUCCUUGAAGGAAUCGUUGAGACUACCGGAAUGACAUGUCAAGCUAGAACCUCGUAUACAGAAGAUGAAGUUCUUUGGGGUCACAGAUUCCUCCCGGUAAUGUCCCUGGAAGACGGCUUUUUCCGUGUCGAUUAUUCUCAGUUUCAUGCUACAUUUGAAGUCCCCACUCCUCCUUACAGUGUUAAAGAGCAAGAAGAAAACCUGUCUCUGUCAUCUUCUUUGAAUAGUCCUAUUGAUAACAACAAGACCAGAAGAGAAAAGGUUUGUUCACUUGACUGCAUUGACAUUGCAGGAGAGAAAAACAAGCUCCCUUUUAAACUUCAGAAGAUUAGCUCCAGAAAGGAAGACCUUCCGAGAAGAGCCCUGAGAAUGAGUUCCAGUAACACAGGGAAGACUUGCAGUACCGGAGAUCUCUUGAAUAUUCAAGAAAUGAGUCCCAUCUCCAAUGGUGAAGACGGUGAUGAAAGGAUACAACUGAAAGCCUUAAAAAUGAAUGCUGAGGCUUAG
This is a messenger RNA of Cygnus atratus (black swan), 1347 nucleotides long. Its product is annotated as G protein-activated inward rectifier potassium channel 1-like. The transcript has 3 exons. Gene Ontology annotation, cellular component: plasma membrane. Bases 1 to 1347 code for a protein of 448 amino acids. The record is from RefSeq and is a predicted model, not a curated record. Gene Ontology annotation, molecular function: G-protein activated inward rectifier potassium channel activity. Lineage: Eukaryota; Metazoa; Chordata; Aves; Anseriformes; Anatidae. Gene Ontology annotation, biological process: regulation of monoatomic ion transmembrane transport; potassium ion import across plasma membrane.